Molecule: messenger RNA, 2075 nt
Organism: Mus caroli (Ryukyu mouse)
Lineage: Eukaryota; Metazoa; Chordata; Mammalia; Rodentia; Muridae
Gene: Bloc1s6
Product: biogenesis of lysosomal organelles complex 1 subunit 6
Biological process (GO): intracellular transport
Cellular component (GO): BLOC-1 complex; transport vesicle
Source: RefSeq, a predicted model, not a curated record
UGUGCCUCGGCGGCUUUCGUCCGGAUGGACUCUGGAACGCGUUAGGUUCCUUUACCUGUGACUUCUCCACAACACUCGCCUCACGCAGCGCCCAGUGCGGGGACAUGAGUGUUCCUGAGCCACCGCCUCCGGACGGGGUCCUUACGGGGCCUUCCGACAGCCUGGAGGCCGGCGAGCCCACGCCGGGCUUAAGCGACAUGUCUCCAGAUGAAGGACUGAUAGAGGACUUCCCUGUGGAGGAUAGAGCUGUAGAGCACUUGGUGGGAGGCUUGCUGUCCCACUACUUACCAGAUCUGCAGAGGUCCAAGCGAGCGCUCCAGGAACUCACACAGAACCAAGUUGUGUUACUAGAUACACUGGAACAAGAGAUUUCAAAAUUUAAAGAGUGCCACUCCAUGUUGGACAUCAAUGCCUUGUUCACGGAGGCGAAGCACUAUCACGCCAAGCUGGUGAAUAUAAGGAAGGAGAUGCUGCUGCUCCACGAGAAAACGUCCAAGUUGAAAAAAAGAGCACUGAAGCUGCAGCAGAAGAGGCAGAGAGAAGAGCUGGAGAGGGAGCAGCAACGCGAGAAGGAAUUUGAAAGAGAAAAGCAGCUGACAGCCAAGCCAGCCAAGAGGACAUGAGGAGCCUGCCUUCGGGUUCCUGGCCCAUCAUGCUUCCUGGAUCCCUAGUGCUGUACACAGAGAGCGAGGCGUGGACGGUGCCUUAUGCCGUGGCAUGUCCUGAAGUGUUUCCAUGGUUGCUGUGUUUCCAAGACUCACUCAAGAAGCUUUGUUGAUAUGUUUUCAACUCUUGCUUAACUUUACAAUUAUUAUUUGAUCUUAAAUCGUUUGGAAAAUGAAAAACCCUUUGGUUGUUCCAGAGUCUGGGUACUGGUUCAAAAUGAGCAGAAAGUCUACGCUUCUUGAGAAUUGAUUUUAGUUUCAGUUUUUCCUUUCCUGAAGGCAGGCCUUUCCUCUAUGACCACACUGAUUUUUGGCAAUUGCUUUUUAUUGUUUAAAGAGAAAUACCAAUUGUCUGAUCACGAAUCUCCCAGAAAGAGAGCUGCCAAGCUUUUAUGAAGAACACAGGCAGUGUGUGCACAGUGGAAACACCAGGACCUUAGAUGUAGGCUGGGAGUUGAUGGCAGACAGAUUUUUCUAGCCAUUCUCCUCAGUUUUUCACUGUUGCUGCUGAUGUAGAUUUUGAGUUCAGGGCAGGAUUCUAUCCAUUCCUAAAGCUGUGCAGCAAUGAUGGACCUGCCAGAUACUCAAAGGUGUGUUUCUCUCUCUCUCUCUCUGCAUGCUACAUUAUCACAAUGUAACAAUGUUUCUGUACUCCCUCCCUCCCCACUCCCCCUUUCUUUCUAGAGACAGGCUCUCUAUAAAGCCCUGGCUGUCCUCAACAACCUGUGGAGACCAGGUUGGCCUCAAACUUAACAAUCCACCUGUCUCUUAUUCCCAAGUGCUGGGAUUAAAGCUGUGCAUCGCCAUGCCUUGUUCUGGUUUUUAAGUAGAACAAAAUCUGCUGCUGCUCACAUCAUAUGUAAAUAGUGUACAGAAGAGAGGGCAUGAUGCCUUUACUGUUUUCUAGGACUUUUUUCCCUGUUGUUGUAGGUAGGUGCUUACUCUGUAGGGCAAGAUGAAGUAUCAUUGUUGGAAAUCCAAAGUGCAGUAGUAUACUUUCUCGUCUUAGUGUUUAAUAGGAAGCUUGUUUCUAGUCCCUAUUGUGUGUGAGCAGCACAAGCUACAAAGGUGUCUGAUUAGAAUGCACAUCUUUUAUAACCCAUAUUACCCUUGUAGUAAGUUGGGAUUACUACCUCUGAUCACAUACUGGGCGAUAGAGAGAUCGAUAAAGAGGACCAGUGCUCAGAGCCUGUAGCUUAAAGGCAUAACUUUCUUUGAAGGAGCCCUCUCCUUCCUAAUGAAUGAAUUGUGAUCCCACAGAUAUUGAUCUUGACUUCUGUUCAAGAAUAUAAUGAGUCUAUUUGAAAGGCUGUUACCCUUAGUCACUUGCUGUCACUCCCAGAGCACAAGUCACUAGGACCUGCAGGACAAUGUCAUGUACUUGUUACAAUAAAAUGCCUGAUAUCUGAC